Syngnathoides biaculeatus (alligator pipefish) is the source of this 1316-nucleotide messenger RNA. RefSeq names its product Sp5 transcription factor-like (gene sp5l). Gene Ontology annotation, molecular function: DNA-binding transcription factor activity, RNA polymerase II-specific; RNA polymerase II cis-regulatory region sequence-specific DNA binding. Lineage: Eukaryota; Metazoa; Chordata; Actinopteri; Syngnathiformes; Syngnathidae. Bases 130 to 1239 code for a protein of 369 amino acids. The record is from RefSeq and is a predicted model, not a curated record. Gene Ontology annotation, biological process: regulation of transcription by RNA polymerase II. The transcript is spliced from 2 exons.
CUGGUUUUGAAUGCGGCGGGAUUGUCCCCGUGUGGCUGACCGUGCAGGGGCCGAGUGAGAGCGUCACUUUGGUGUACUUUCCACCAACGCGUGGGCUUUGGGUUGCAUUUGCGUGGAGAAGAAGCACACAUGGCUGCGCUCACCAUCCAAAGGACUGACAACUUUUUGCACACCUUUUUACAGGACCGCACACCCAGCUCCUCUCCAGAGGGACCCCCCAACGCCCUAUCCUUCCUGGCCACCACCUGUAGCAAAGCGUGGCAGGUGGGCAGCACCACGGGCUCCGAGGGCUCCCAGUUCCCGUACGAGGGCACCGUCAGCUCCGCGUCUGGGAUGUUCCAGCUCUGGAGCAACGACAUGGCGCCCGGCGCGGCUCUCAGCACACACCAAAUGACCUUCACCGUGCCCAAGGUGCAGUUUCCCGGACACGUGCAGUCUGGCCUGGGGCACCACCACCAUCAUCACCCCCACCACCACCACCAUCAUCAUCAUCACCACCACGAGCUUCCUCUCACCCCUCCGGCUGAGCCCGCGCCGUCGUACUCGUUCGAACUCUCCCCCGUAAAAGUUCUGUCCUCGCAGCCACAGGCCAACGGCUCCUACUACCCACAACACAGCAGUGUCGGCCAAAACUUCCCCAGCUUCCUCCAGAACUCCUCACCAAGGCAUCACCUACCAGGAGGCCACGGGGAAGAAGGGCAGCAGUGGUGGAGCCUUCCCCAGACCAACGCGACGCCCUCCAACCAUCCCUUCGCCCUGGGCAGGCAGCUGGUGUUGGGCCACCAGCCGCAGAUAGCCGCCCUCCUCCAAGGGACCUCCAAGGGCCUGCUGAGCUCCACGCGGCGCUGCAGGCGCUGCAAGUGCCCCAACUGCCAAGCCAGCGGCGGAGGACUGGAGUUUGGCAAGAAGAGACUGCACAUCUGCCAUAUCCCAGAGUGCGGCAAAGUGUACAAGAAGACCUCGCACCUGAAGGCGCACCUGCGCUGGCAUGCCGGCGAGAGGCCCUUCAUCUGUAACUGGCUCUUUUGCGGCAAAAGCUUCACACGGUCAGACGAGCUGCAGAGGCACCUGCGCACACACACCGGGGAGAAACGUUUCGGGUGCCAGCAGUGUGGCAAGAGGUUCAUGAGGAGUGACCACCUCUCCAAACACGUCAAGACCCACCAGACCAGGAAGAGCAGGUCUGGGCAGCCGUCGCAGGGCACAGACACUCUGCUCACCAGCAUCAAGAGAGAGUAACGUCUGCCGUUCCAAAUCGAAAUGGUCUUGUUCUGACUUGACGCCAUAGGUUUGCACUCGAAGGCAAGCGGCAAGCU